AUGGCAGCAUCCCCAACCUUGUCGACUGUUCCCGAGCUCCGGUACGAGGAUAUGACUGGAGAAGAGUUGGCACAGGAAGUGGCCGACUUGAGUGGAUUGACUGUCGAAGAGCUCACUGGUUGCGCUGCACCUGUCUGCAGGAAUCCCGGACAACCGGGAAGAUUUGAUCAGACUGGCAACUGGCGAGUCAUUUGUUCACAAGAGUGCACCCCGAUCCGAAUGCAGCCGGAGUGCUUGUGGCGGAAGUCCCACUGGAGACAAAUGCAGAUGAGGACUGGCCCGAAUGAGGCCACUGCCUCGGCAGCUGCUCCUGCCGCGAAUGCUGCGAAUGCCUCGGAGACUGCAACUGCCUCGACUGGGAGAUCGUGGACGGCUCCCCCGAUUGACGCGACGCACCUGAUGUGCGAGAGAGUGUGGGAACACCCACUGUCAAGGAAUGGCAAAGGGAAUCGGGAAGUGUGUCACGCACUGAACCUGAUGAAUCUCGGCACAGAGUUGAAGAAGAUUUGGAGACGACUGGAUGACUAUGUCACUGUCGACAGCCGAGAUGUGAAGGACAAGAUCGAGACUGACGCGUGCGAAAUGGCCAACAAAAUGAUGGAGGCACAGGUCAGACUGGCCGAAGCUGUUUACAAGAGAGAGUGGAGUGAGGAAUGCCCCAUUAUCUCCCUCCACCUGACGAAAGUCUCCAACAAUGUCAAUCAGUGCAUGCUGGAGCCUGGCUGGUUCGCAAUGACCAAGGCGGAGAGAAUGUUCCUCACCAAGGGAACCUGGGAGAUCAAAUGGCACAUGGACCCGAAUGACUAUGACAACCUGGUCCAGGAUUUGGUCCAUGUCUACGACUGGAUCCUACUGCCAUCGAGCAUUGGCCAGCGCUACUUUGGAGUGUUCGACGAGAAUGCCCCGUAUGAAAGAUUGGUCUUCGUGGUGCGCCGGAGAUCGACUGCCGAAGCCGCCAGAGAGUGGACUGGCGUUACCACUGGUGCAAAGAAAAUGAAACUGGCGAAUUAUUUUAAUCGCCAAUUCACUGACCACAUCAGCACCCAGAAUGGCGUCCAUGUGGAGAAUGAGGAGAAGAAUGUUCCAAGCCGAUGGACUUGGACUGUCCCGAGUGAUGCAUCCAGAAUGAGCAUGGGCAUUAUCCGAAUGUCAACGGACGAUGCAAUGAGCUAUGCCCAGAGUUGCCCCCAGCUCCUCUGCCUCGCCGAAAUGAUGGACUGGAAUCGAUUGGCCACCCUUCCGAACAGUGGCCUGACCGAAUGGCGACUGAUGGGACACACCAUGGUUCCGACUGUUCAAGCCUAUGGCUCAGGAUUGGAGCAUGACUGUUCCACCUGGGACGAAAUGUAUGGCGUCGCGAAUGCUUUGAGCCCUGGAGCGGAAGUUGUUCUCCGCAUGAAUGCGAAUGCCAAGGCCGGCAAGAAGUGA
Molecule: messenger RNA, 1428 nt
Organism: Symbiodinium sp. CCMP2456
Lineage: Eukaryota; Dinophyceae; Suessiales; Symbiodiniaceae
Source: the annotation of a GenBank genome assembly